Messenger RNA from Octopus sinensis (East Asian common octopus), 1000 nucleotides. Its product is annotated as protein CMSS1. NCBI's taxonomy places the organism in Eukaryota, Metazoa, Mollusca, Cephalopoda, Octopoda, Octopodidae. Bases 111 to 917 code for a protein of 268 amino acids. The record is from RefSeq and is a predicted model, not a curated record. The transcript has 7 exons. Gene Ontology annotation, cellular component: 90S preribosome; nucleus.
ACUCGUAGAAACAGUGAAGGGUAGCAGUCGAUGUGGAAAGUGAAAGCAUUGGAUGUUAUGACAGGUGCCCGAUACGAAACUAAAGAUCCUUGCUAUAAGUACCGAGUGAAAUGGCGGACGAUUUAGAUGAGGAAUGGUGGCUGAACAACCAAGAGGAAACCCAAAAUCACUCCGAUGACGAAAGAUUUGUAAAACUAACUGAAGAUGAAGCGAAAGAGAACGAAAAAGAUGUUCCUGCUAAAAGGAAGCUGAAAGAAUCUUCAAAUAGUAGCAAGAAAAGGAGAUGGAAAAGGAGGAAAAUAACUGAGGAAUUAAAACAGAAUGCUCCGAAACAAGGUGAAGCUAAGGAUAUGAUAGCUGCCAUCCAAAAACAUUGUGAAGCCAAGUUAACAGCCGCUGACUGGGAACAAAUGAAACUCGAUUCUGACCACUUCUUUGAUUCGAAUACUGAUUCUUUGAUGCCUUCCAUAUAUUUGAAACUUGUCCUUCCAAAAUGGUCGAAAAUGCUGAAGAAAAAAAAGGAUCUUAAGGCAGGAUCUCCCCUUGUAUUGAUUAUUGCCAGUUCAGCCAUUCGUUCUGUUGAACUGAUAAGGGAAGUUGCUCCGUUCAAAGGCGAGGGCACUAAAACUGCUAAGUUAUUUGCUAAACAUUUCAAGUUGAAAGAACAGACAGAAUUUUUAUCAAAAACUGUGAUCCAUAUCGGGGUGGGGACACCCAAUCGCAUCAAUGCUCUUCUAACAAAUGGUGCUUUGAAGUUAAAAACUGUCAAUGCUGUAGUGAUAGACUGGAAUUGGAGAGAUGUCAAGUCUCACCGACUUGUCGACAUUCCCGAAGUCUUUUCCGAUCUGAUGGUAUUAUUCAAGACAUUCUUGAGCCAGCAUCUCCAAGAAAACCAAUGCAAAAUUGGUCUGAUGUAGCAGUAAUCCAGAUGGGGUUUUGGGGUGGGGCUUUUUCUUUUCUUUUUUUUUUUUUUUAUAAAUAAAAUAUUUUUUAUAAAUUA